AUGACACAGCCACAAUAUCACGCUCUCAAAAUGACGCUCAUGAUGCAGGCUGCUUUGGCCGAAGCGCGAAAAUGCGAGCCAGUCCCAACAGCUUUCAGUGUCGGCUGCGUUAUUGCGGUGCCAUGGCCAAAUAACGACUCUGAUCCAACAAUCAUAUCGACAGGUUACUCGAGAGAGCUACCAGGCAAUACUCAUGCUGAAGCUAACGCACUCCACAAAUAUACCCAACUCACAGCAGCCGAACUGGCCGCCCUGUUCAAGGGUCCCAACCCUCCGUCUGUGUCCGAUAUAGCCUCUCGUCUCGAUGUCUAUACAACAAUGGAACCAUGCUCAGUUCGUACUUCCGGGUUGGCUCCUUGUGCAGAUGCCCUUAUCGCCGCAAAAAUUCGGCGUUGUUUCAUUGGCACAGGGGAACCAGAUGACUUCGUCCAGUGUGAAGGUGCCGAACGAUUGAAGAAUGCUGGCAUCGAGCUGGUAUGGUUGGACAGUUUGCAAGAGGAAUGUCUUGCCGUAGCUCGUAAUGGUCAUCAUGAAGUAUAG
Molecule: messenger RNA, 540 nt
Organism: Mycena indigotica
Lineage: Eukaryota; Fungi; Basidiomycota; Agaricomycetes; Agaricales; Mycenaceae
Product: Diaminohydroxyphosphoribosylamino-pyrimidine deaminase
Exons: 1
Coding region: 1-540 (179 amino acids)
Molecular function (GO): diaminohydroxyphosphoribosylaminopyrimidine deaminase activity
Source: RefSeq, a predicted model, not a curated record